GCAUUAUUGAACAAUCCAGUUUGAUUUUAGUUCUUUUCAGUAGGCGAAAUGAUGGAUUUACCUGUAGAAGAUAAAUUGAUGAUAAAAGAAUACACUAAGAAUGAUACAGACUGUGAAUCUAUGAACACUAUUGUAUUAAAUAACGAUUUACAUUUGAAAGGAACUCCUGAAUGUACUAACUCUCUGAUUUCAAAACUAAUGUCUUUUAAACCAACCGGGGAUAUCACAGAAAAGACUGAUGGUUGCAGUGAUUCUACUAAUGUCUCAGUUAUAAACAACAGUGAACCAAGGAAUCUUAGUUUCUCGCCACAUGAGAUGUGCACAGAUUCAUUCCAAAUACAAAAUUCUGUUCAGGUUAAUAACUCGCUUCAAACUGAUACAGAAUCAGAAAAUGAAUGCACUAAUGUACAGGUUGAUGAAUCGGAAAAUAUGGUGGCUCUUGAAUGUCAGAAAGUGAACUGGGUGUAUUCUUCUCCAAAAGUGAUUGCCUGUGCUGAUUCUGAGUUUCAACUGUCGGAAAAUUUGCCUUUAUCUAAUAAUUAUCUUCGGGGCUGUUUAUGGUCUCCAGAUGGUUCUUGUAUUCUGACAAAUAGCCAUGAUAAUAUUCUUCGCCUUUUCAAUCUACCUCCCUCAAUUUUGGAAAAUAACGGUGAAGAACCCUCCUUAUUUCGACCAGAAGAAAUGAAAUCUGUCCUCAUGAUGCAUGAAAAGGAGCUAAUUUACGACUACUGUUGGUAUCCAUUAAUGUGUUCUGCUGAUCCAGUUAGUUGUUGUUUAGCUAGUACUAGCCGCCGAAAUCCUAUUCGACUGUGGGAUGCUUUCAGCGGAUUGAUACGAGCAACUUAUACUCCCAUUAAUCAUUUGGGUGAAGUUGCUUCCGCCUCUAGUUUAUCCUUUUCUUCUAAUGGUCAACGUCUAUACGCCGGAUUUCACCGAUACAUCCAAGUGUUCGAUGUUUCUCGUCCUGGGUCAGAAUCAGUUAGGCGACCAAAACUUGGAAAAAAACCAUUUCAAGGUGGUAUAAUAUCAUGUAUUGGUGUUUUAAAUGAUCCAAGUCGAAAUAUUUACGCUACAGGUUCCUAUAAUGGAACUGUAUGUAUAUUUUCAGAACCUGGUAAUCUUAUUACACGUUUAUUCAGUCAUCAAUCUGGAGUUACUCAAGUGACGUUGACAAAAACAUUUGCAGGAAAAAGUGGUGCACCAUGGUAUGUUCUUGUUGGUGGUCGGAUGGAUUCACGUAUAUUUGUUUGGGAUGCAAGAAAUUUAGUAAAUCCAAUAACAAUAGUUCAUCGACGUAUUGAAAAUCACCAAAAGUUCCAGUUUGAUGUUGAACCCACUGGUCAUUAUCUGUUUACUGGAAGUCAAACGGGUGUUGUUUGUGUAUACGAUUUACCUCAAUGUAUUAGCCAAUUUUCUGAAAAUGGACAAACUUAUCCUUCUUCUAGUUGGCGAGCUCAUUCUGACAGUACAAAUGGUGUCAGUAUACACCCCAGUCUUCCUAUUAUAGCCACUUCUUCAGGUCAACGUAGAAUUAGACAACCAACUUUGAAGCAUGCAUGUAAAAAGCAACGUAUAACAGAAACAACAUUAGAAGUUCAACAUUCUCUUCCCGAUAAAAAUAUAUCAUCUAAUAGAUCGAUAUUAGAGAGUAGUGAUAGUGAGAGCGGUUGUAAUAGCAGUAGUUGUGAUGAGAAAAUGCUAGGUGAUGAUGAAGCUGCUGUAAUGACACCGCCAGUCUUAGUUACUGGUAGUACAACAUCAUCAGGUGAAAAUGAUGCUAAUCCAACGGUUGAAGAACUCCCUUUAGCUUUGAAAGGCAAAUUGACAUUGUUACCAAAAGAAAAUCGUUUAAAUCUGUGGACAUUUCCUUUAUUAGUAACUGCAUAAAUUUUCAUUCCUUCUCUCUUAAUUUCUGUUUUUUUUAUCAUUUUGUAUAUAUGAGAGAAAAAAAUAUUUUAUACUGAUGCUUUUAAUUUAUAUUUAGCGUCGCAUUUUUAAUGCUGUGAAACAGUAUAUAUUGCCUAAUCUUAUUAAACUGAAAUGAUCAUUUCAGUUCGACAAGUUUCCAUUCUUUAUUAGAAUUGUAUUUCUUUCAAUUCCUACUAAUAGCCGAACCACAAUCAAAGGGUUGGUUAAACGAAAUAAUUCACAUCCAGUUUAAAUUCCAAGUGCCUAGAUUUCUGUUUUUCUUUGAAACAUCAGACAUGAGCGUUACUAUUAAAACAUGUCGAAAGAACUAUGGUUAUAAACUUCAUCAGUAUGUUAAUAGACUAUUAUUUACUUACUCUGAGAUACAAAACUGCAAUAGUUCCUAUUUUUACUGCGACUCAGAGAGAAAGAAAUAGACAGGGUUUAGUUAGCUUAUUCUUAGGUAAAUGUAACUGAAUCCUAUGUAUACUUAAAAUAUUUUUUCAAAUAAAAGAAAAUACCAAA
Molecule: messenger RNA, 2433 nt
Organism: Schistosoma turkestanicum
Lineage: Eukaryota; Metazoa; Platyhelminthes; Trematoda; Strigeidida; Schistosomatidae
Source: the annotation of a GenBank genome assembly